Molecule: messenger RNA, 23628 nt
Organism: Toxoplasma gondii ME49
Lineage: Eukaryota; Apicomplexa; Conoidasida; Eucoccidiorida; Sarcocystidae
Product: GCC2 and GCC3 domain-containing protein
Exons: 11
Coding region: 443-23218 (7591 amino acids)
Source: RefSeq, a predicted model, not a curated record
CCAUUUGCCAGGCGCGCUGUUGUGCCUUGAUGCUUGGGGUUUGUUCAAAGACGGAUUCAGCAGAUUGGCUUGGUUGCCUCGUGGACUGCCACCGCUUAGGUUUUACUCGAAAUGUUCUGAAGUGUCCAUUACGUGAAGAGGCUGUUUCCUGCGGUGAAGUGCUCGGAGCACCCAAUGGCCGCUGACCCUUGUUUCUCUGCACGCCCACUUGUUUCGAGCGGUAUCAAGGGUGGGGAGAGGCUCAAAUAGCCUCGGUGUGCCUUGACAAUGUUGUCGUCUGGCUUGGCCUUUUGCUCAGACGUAGAUGUGUGGAAGACGGGAACGAAAAUGUAGACCGGAAGCCAGAGUCGACACGUGAUUCGAAGGUCGCCCGUCGCUUCGCUGAACGUAUUCGUGUUCCUGCCGACAUUUCUCACAUUUCCACUUUACCAUUCGCCUAAUAAUGACAUACUGUCGAAAGGACAAAUCGACGAUCGAGCUGACGGCUGCGACAGCUGCUCCAGUUUCGUGCGAGGGUGCGGUGACUGAGAACUUUCGAACAAGUCGUCGCUCUAAAGAGGACCCACUUGUUCACUUGCAUUCCACGCUCCACGGACGGUCACCUCUCCGUCAGACAUGCGUCAACAUGGACCGGGUUUCCCCAUUCUGCGGGACAGAGGGCUGCGUAGGCUCGUGCGCGGGGUCUUACUGCAUGGGGUAUGGACAGUGCCAAUGCGACAUAAAUCCACACAGGGCUCGCGGUGAGCGCCGAACAGACAGACAUGGGUGCACAACAGGAGUGCACGCACACUGGACUGGGGCUGCCAGAAGGCAUGCGUCGUCUCUGCACCCCCGCGGACACCGAUGCCAGGGCAAGCGACGCCCGUGCCCACUCUCCCUGUUUCCUGGUUCCUGCCGGCCAUGCGGCUCUUUCGGGUAUCCGAGAUCCUCGAUGAGUUCUCUGGCGUCGGAUGCAAACAACUCCAGCAGCGCAGCGGACAUCGUCCAUGACUUCUGUACAAAAAUCUGUGACCCUGUUUCUGUGUCGUCUUUUGCUGAAGUGGGCGGCUCACCUCGUUCAUCGGAUGCAAGCUCGCGACCAUUGGGGAAGGCGCUACGAAAGUCGCGCUUGGUGGGCUUCUUUCUUGUCCCUGUUUUCGUCGUGUUCUUCGUCCUCUCUUCAGAUGCUACAUCCUCUACGAGGGGUGUGGGCGUCCUAUCUGCUCGUGCCGACCGCGAGGAGAAGUCCUCAGUAUCAUCAUCUUCCCGCGCUUCCAGUUCUCCUAGAGCAAGUGCACUGCUUGUCCAAACCACUUAUGCAGAAAACCCGUAUCGAGAUACGAAAGCGGCGGGGUAUACCGGCCGCUCUUCUCGGCGCUCAGCGAGGGCCCGGCGCCGGCGAGCAGCCGACGGCGGCGAGGGUAAAGGGUUUCUGGGGGACAUGCUCAAUAAGUCUAUGCUUGAGACGCGAAGUCGAUCGACUGCGGCCGACCCUUACCAGCAGUUCACUUCCUGCGGCAGUGGUAUGUUUGUCUCUACUGAAGUUGGUGAAGACGGCGGCGUUGAGAAGACAGCGAAAGUCGACGAAUCGAUGAACUGCUGGAACGUCUGCGCGUUCGUUGAAGAUCUGGUAUAUGAUCAGUGUUCCUCGACUCCUUCGCCCACAGAAUGCAUAACCAGGGCAGUGAAAUCCCACUCACUGGUCCCCGAUGGCUACAAAGGCAAUUGCCGGUAUUCAUCGCCGCAGGAUGUCUCUCCUACGUUUUGGGAUGCGGAGCCGGAUAGCGAAUUCUGUCUUGACAAAGGCAUGAACGCGUGGUUGAAAAGCGACUCCUGGGACGACUUUGUUUCUAAAAAGCCGCCCGGGUGUAUUUAUCCUAAGCAGGAUCCUAGCAUACCAGCGUCCACGCCAACAGCGUACGUGAACGAUGCGACGUCGGGCUUGGGGGAAGCUUUGGCCUCGCUAGUCCCCGUGGAGUAUUAUGUAGUGGUGCGGGACGCAGAAGAGGCGAUGAAUAACCCGAUCGAGUAUGGAGCGUACGUGGCAUCGUCGAUUGUGCCGAGAGAGUACUGGGAUAAGGUAUCGUCGGAUGCGAAAGACGGCUGGCAUGUUGCGCGCGCGUUCUCGGUGCCCGACAAACCCGCGGAGUUUGCCGCUCUGACGACGGCGGCAGACGGGUCCUCGACAAGCGCGAAUAUAUGCCUCUACGCGGCCGUCGAGACGGCCAAUCACAGUGAUGGCACAUCUAAGACUUUUGUAAACUACGGAAUGAUUGCACAGACAGAGACAUGUGAGGGGAAAAUAGGUGUUUUGCCUGUUGCCGACAUCCGCGGCAGCGGCAUUCUCGACAGUUCAGCUCAGGAGAUCAGUCGGAAAACGGGGUUUAAUCUAUGUGUGGCCAGGAGGUGGGUCACGAGGCAUUUGUCAGAGAACGGAAUCAAGAGCACGGCUCAAGUCCCCAUGUUUCAAGUAGCGCUGGAUGCGCCCUGUGCCAGCUUCGUUUCCGCUUACGCCUAUACGGACGAAGUGCCUAGUCACUGGGGACAGUGGGAACAAUACUUCGUUGCAAAGACCUACCCUCUAACGCGGGGUAUAUACGGCAUUCCUGACGCAGCCAGAUGCCCCUGGAGCUACGCGGUGCAGUACGGCCUGAAAUGCUACACGAGCAUUGAAUACGAUUUCUACAUGUACCUCGGGAGUUUCGCAGAGGGGCAAAUUGCCUGCCGUCGACUCGUUUCGAAUAUCCAGGUUCCCUCUGACUUCUCCAGGCUUGCUGUCAUGCAAACCGACGAUGACGAGAAAAUCAUGACUUUUCUCUCGGAGCCGGGCACGUUCACGUGGGUAGGCCUGUUUCAAGGUUCCCAAGCACUGUUGCCUGUUAAAACCGGUUUCAUGGACUCGGGCCGAGUCUCUGAGCAAACGUGCCCUGCGGAGGUCUUGGCAACGGGACAGUUUUCGCACCGCAACUCAGAGAUCGAGGAAAAAUGUUUGCAGGCAGGGGCCAAUAUUAGCACUCCUGGGUGGAAGACGACUUGGGGUGGCCUGGACGGCAACUCUGAGAUUGCUCCAUGGGACAUCAAGUGGUGCUCGGGCCAUCCACAGACAGAGAGGAACAAUCGCUACGUUGACUGCGCCGGCCUACGCGUUAAUGACAACAUGGAGUCGUGCAUUGAGUCUGCGCCCUGUGACGAGGCUAACCCCGUUUUUUGCACAUACCCUGUGGACUACGGGCCUUAUCUAGAAACGACGACUCCGCAGGGGCAGAGCUCCACCGGUCCUCGCCUACCGCCGUAUAUCGGCUGCCUUCUCAGAAAGACUUGUGUCAUUCAGUUCACCCUCACACGGCCAGACACGAGCAGUGACACGACUCUACCAGGGGCACACGGCACGAUUUGGGGCGUUCCAUCUGAAGGCGGCUUCUUGGCCGUCAAGGCAAACUGCAUGGCUGUUAAUGGGCCCAUGAUAGGUCCUUAUCGCGUUACAUCUACGGUGAAUCUAGCGUCACUCGCUGCAUUCAGGAGCGCGCGCCCUGGCCUCUACGAACUCUGCUACUGCAACACCAAUUCGCCGGCUGUCAGUGUGGUGACAACUGGCGCCACUCCGGACACACAGUGCAUGCACCAGAGCAGUUUCAACCAGCUGAUUGCAUCACUGGGUCUCACAAAAUACAACGAAAAUGUUGGGUUCUCACAGGCCGUGCAGCUUCCCACAGCGAGCGCGACGGUGUCGACAAAAUCUGUGUUAGCGCUUCUGGGUCGAGACUCUUGGGGAGGCGUCCCGACCGUUUACUGCGGCUGGCAGAGCACAGGCAGGUCCUGUCCUUUCGACGUCCGUGUGACGAGCAACGGCAAUUGGAAGCUUCGGCCUUUUACAACAAAACUCACCUUCUACCCCGUCGAUAGCAGCGUGUUGGUUACCGAUCUGUGCACUUCAGAAGAGUCACCAGCUAUCGUCGUCUCAGUGACGAUUCAGUCGGGUGAUACUGGGAGUGCCAUACUCGAUGCUGAAGACGCCACUUCGCUGUUCUACUCUGUCUGCGAAGGCAAGAAAUUCCUGGGCUACGUUGUCCUCAAAGAGAUCGGGAAUGCCGUCGAAGCCAAGAUCUCACUUGAAAAUGUUGUACUGUCGGAUCAGACCAACGUGAAUGCAGAUGAUGUAACGUUAAUCCUCCGAGGUGAAUUUACCGACGCGCUUCUGCUCAGAAGCAAGGUGGUUGCAGUUUCUGUCGAGAGUGCUACAGACUCUGAUUGUAGCACACUGACGCUUGCAAGUCUGCCGGAGUCGUCGGUCACCAUCGUCCCGUUCCCCACACUAUCCUCGGGUACGGGCGACCUUGUUGAGCUCCAUUUCAAGGCAGGACCGUCCGCAAAAAAGCUUUGUUGGAUGGAAACGAUUGCUAUGGGAGCAGACCGAGAUUCGCGCACCUUCUCGACAUACCUCGUAACCUUCCCAAGGGCGUCAACUGUUCGGGAGCUGAGCCUUGAAGACUCACGAUGCUUCGGUCCCAGUGACCACCCUUGCAGAUUCCGUGUGACACCGGAACCUGUGCCGUCGGAGGAGAACCCAAUCAAUGCGUCGCCUUACCUCCCCUCGACCUUCCGUGUCUACGUCAUGAAGGACGGGUGCCCGUCAAGUGCUGAAGACAGCGUCUUGGACGAGAUUGACAACUCCAGUGGGGCGGACCCAGUGGCAGCCAAUGCGAAGGGUAUUCUGCUGGAGCUCGAGUGGGAAUCCGAGAGUGCCAUGCAAGCAGUCCUACAGCCGCAGUACUUCCCCUGGCUACAGGCGAUCGGUUCUGCCAACCUGUGUUGGGUGUACACUCGUGGGAAUGCUGAGACGGAGUGCCCCAUUGGCAGCACUUCCUGCGGAGAUACGUUCGGGAAGAUGUACGCGGUCGGCCCCACAUCAGAUGUACAAGCAAACGUGGUAGUCUGUCUACCAGGAGCCCCAGAGCCCUGUCUUACUACAGUAGAAGGUGUCAAUCUCAAUCUGUACGAGAGGAUAACGGACCGUAUGGCAGCACUGGACACGUGUGGCUCCGACACCGGCAUAGGACUUCUGACGCCGUGGGGACACUACGCUGGCCUUAUCGGCUCGUCUCUGUCUGCCCUCGAGGACGGGGUGCUGAGGUCUCGAUCCGGGCCUUCACAUCCUUCUUCCGUUUCCCAACCCUCACCGUCGUUUGCUCUCCUAGGCCAGGGACUGUCACAGACAAAGGCCUCGUUUCACGGUUCCGACGGGAGGAGACGUGGAUCAAAAAGUUUGAUGUGGAGCUUUGCCACCGAUAGUGACUUGACGGAUCCGUCUUCAGGAAACACGCCAUCGAAUGCGACGAGUCUUGUUUUCCAAAUUCCAUUUGCGUCUGAGGGAGGCAGCCUCGAGCUCUGUUUCCGGACCGGGGAAAGCGACUCCGAUGAUCUGACACGAUUCACCGAGCCCGUGGGCCACGUCGUAUACGGUUGGCGCCUUCACGGGGCUACGUUGGCUGUUGAGGCGACAACCAAUCCGAACGCGGUGUUUUACCGCGUCACUGUGGUCUCGGGAAUUGACGCUGCAGGCGCCCGUUCUUCUACGGUUGUCUAUCUCAAACCAGUGAAAGGGUAUCCGGAAGGAACGACGGUGCCAUGCGACUACGACUUGGACACCAGUGGAGAUGUCGCACACCAGGUUCAGGGGCCUGUCGUGUCCUCCGAUGUGGAUGAUGUGACUUGGGAUGACGACCUAGGCGGGACGUCGUCGCCCGGCAGCUCAGCCUCCUUCAAGAUUCCCCUUCUCCAUUAUCAGGGCAUGGCAGUAUGCUGGUCGCAGCUGGUGGAGGCGAGUCCCGCGCAGGGCUCGCACUCGCAGUCACCGUUUUCUGUGCGCAGCGCCACUCUCGUGGGCUACUUCGCGGGCCCUUCGCUUCCAGUCUUGGCCGAGAAUUCGGACGUUGCCGUCGCUUGCGCUCUGGCGAAGACCACGUGCGAGAUUGCAGUCGGUCCCGGCAGAGCGGCAGUCGAUUACACGGGAGGCCUCGCAAUAACACCCGCGUUUUUGGAUGUGAGGGUGACAGUUGUUCUGGACGCAGAGCUUUUGGCGGCGCCCUGUCCCGAUCCGUCCGACCCGGGCUACGAGAAUGCGAUACGAGCAACAUCUCAGACCCGCCUUGUGCUACCAAGUGACGUGCUGACGCCAGAGCGUCAGACAUUCUUGGUUGAUUCGAACGCACGAGAACUCCUCAAGACCAACGGCAAGGCGGGCAUUUGCUACCGUGUGGACAACUGCGCAACCGAGAGUGACGCCCCGACUUCUGAUUGCACGAAGUUUCUGGGCUUGGCGCUCUGGGUAGGACCGACUGCUGAGACGCCCGACAAGGUAACGAUCUGCAAGGCCCAACAACGAGACUGCCUGUUGAGAAUCGACGGUUCAAACAUGGAUGUAGUGGACUACUCAGCUCCACGGGCGGCGUACGCAGCCACGUGUGGAGAACCCGGUCAGUACGUUACUGCGACGCUGGUACAGACCUCCAGCACUCCGUCGCAGGAGACCUUGGACUCGGACCUGGUCUCCAAUGAGCAUGCUUCUUGGGCGGCCUUCGCGUUUGCAAUCCAACCCGCGUCGCUGUGGCGGCUCUGUUGGAAUCCGUUCGAUGCGGCCACUAUGCAGGACGAGCCGGCUGAGGACCGGUUUGUCGUGAAUCGCGGAUUCCUCGUUUUUCCGGCCACGCCAGAGGUUGAGAGUGAGCGCGUAGAACUGGACAGCUCGUCCCAGACAAUGCUCCGGCUCGUGAUUAGCGCGAUGGUCACGGAAGCCGCUCUAGAGAAGGUCUCCCGUCCUGACACUCCAGUGACAGAGCAUUACGUCUAUGUCAGCCCUCUGCUAUCGCAUGCAAUUGGGGUGGCUGAGGAUGUAGUGUGUGCAGAUGCUGACGAGGAGACGAAGGUUCAAUGGACCUCUGUAGACGCAAAGACGCCGACGGCUUUUGGGAACGAAGACUCGAAUGACGCGGCAACAGCCUCGCGGAUUCAUUAUUCGAUCACUGCAAUUUCCGUGGAACAGCAGGUGUGCUGGAGAUCGGUCUAUCGAGCAGAAGACGGAACAGUCGUGCACGAGGAGCGGAUUUACCUGUCGAAGGUUCCUGCGGUUCUGACCCCCGAGCUGGAUACGAGUGUUGCUAACCAGGUUUCCCCGCUGUUGACGUUUUGCUCGCUGGGAACUGAAGAGAUGUGUUUGGUAACUCUAAAGCCAAGGGCUUCGUCAGACUCUACCCCUGCGACGUUCCCCCCGGGGGGCGAGUUGUAUGUGGUACACGAAGGUGAUUGCCCAUCGGAAAGGGCCGAUCCGAAACUAGUCAACGCAGCAGGCGACGGUGUGCCUACCACAGACACGACAGUUGUUCGUCUACACGUGGUGACAUUCGACACCACAAGGGUGGCAUUGGGCUUUCCCGAAGACGAUCGAACAUGGAUGAGUGCGCGAAAAGCAGCCGCGCUCUGUUUUGUUUUCGGUGAGAACCAGUGCCCGGCAUCGGGCGCGUGCGUUGAGAGGAUAGGCAUGAUAUACUGGCGGGGGCCGCGAGUUUUUGAGGACACACAGCUCCGUGUGUUGUGCAACGACCCACAAGGAUGCGAUAUUUCUGUGACGGGUCUUAAUCUGAACACGUACGACUUGUCAUAUAGCAGAGUUGCAGCGCUCGAUUCAUGCGGUGAGCCGGGAGGCCUCGGCCGUCUUGAUAUUGUCAGAUACCCGGCUGGAUACACACAGGACAGCCCUGUGGAGCCCUUGGACGACUACUUUACUUCCGAUGACAGUUUCGGACAGGGGAGCUUUGCCAUCAACAACAUGGGUCGUGGUGUGUUGACAUGCGGGGCCUCUGAAGCGGUUUCGGUGACGACAGCGUCUUGGGGACCAGCCGAUUUACAAAAUUCGAAGGUGGCCUGCGACCCUGUCGACGUGUUGGAGCACGUAGCUGCGCACUGUGAGGGGAAGGCGAUUUGUGUCGUGUACCCUCACACGCCCAGAGAUGACGAGACUGUCCGUUCUUACAUCGGACUCAAACAGGAGGAGUUUCUUCGUCUUAGUGACCCUUGCCCUGGGACUGCAAAUGAAGAUCUACGGUUGGUUGGAACGCACACAUGCGUUGCUGGAACGCGUAGCGUCACACCGGAGGUAGCAAUGGUGGAGACGACGUCAAGAGUCGCUGCAGGAGGAGCUAACUACUCUAACCCAUCUACGGACGCGAUGGACAUGGUCGUGAAGUUGCCUCCGGACAUAGCGAAGGUGUACGAGUUAUGUUGGAAUCCUGAUCCAGUCAUUACCCUGCAGCCGGCACGGUACAACGUGAAGGUUGGAGUUGCUCAGAUCGUCCCCGUCGCGGGACUGGUGGACCUAAUUUCCACGGUGUUUGAGCGGAUCGACGACGCGAAUGUCGAGGUGGUAUUGAGGGGUAUUCUGGCCGAGGAGGUCGCGGUAAACACGUCUAUUUAUUUGAAACAGAUUCCUGAUGAGGGAGCGAUCAGCUGCUCGAAUGAUGAUCAGGAAAACGCCAUCGGGAAAGCCACAUUCAUGAGCUACGAAUCGGGAGAUGCGGGGACGACCGUCAUCCGAUACCGCAUUGCGGCGGUCGAUUCCGAGAAGGCGGUUUGCUGGAGGUGGACGAGUCAAGACUUUGCGGCGGGUGGCGGAGGCGUACAGAGCAUCCUGAUCGGAACGUUGCCCGGAACGGUAAACCCGGUGUCUCGGGCGUGGGGCGAGAUGAUGUGUAGUUUGCCCGGAGGAACGGACUGUUCUAUUGAAUUCGAACCCGAUAGGCUGCUAGGAACGUAUCCAACCGAGGAGGAGCCCGGCUCAGGUGCUGUCACUGGCUUCACGGACUAUGCACAGUUCGCCAACCUGCAUUCCCAUCUGCGAAAAGGUACAAAGAUCGGGCUUAUUGCGGGACGUGAGUCUUGCCCAGAGGACCCCCAGGACCUCGCGUAUCAACGGUUCACCCAGACGGGGAUUGCGGAGGGGGAUAUUUCGGAUAGUGAAGUCCAGGAAACGACCAUUGGACUUCCCAUCUCGGGUGGAAAGCCGUCGUCGCUGGUUUCCACGAUGUCAGUUGGUCUGCUGCAUUGGCUCGCUGUCCAUAAAGACGCGAUUGUUUGCUGGGUGAACGCAGAUGAAUGCAAAACGACGAAGACCCCCCGUUUCGCAACCUGUACUGCGACAGUUGGAACGCUAAGCUGGAAAGGGCCGAUUCCAACUGAGUGGUCGGUAACUGCAGUUGAUCUUGUGUGCAGAACGGGCGGCAGAUGCCGCCUCAAGAUUCCCGGGCGGAACAUGUUCAAACUGGACCUUUCCGAGUCACCUGUGGCAAUUGUCAGAACUUGUGGGGGGGACGAGGGGCCUGGUAUAGCGAAACUCCAACAGACUCCGGUGCUGUAUCCAAGCCAGCAGGCCGACGACGGUGUGCAGAGUGGUUCACUGCUUCAGACAACGAUGUCGCUUUCCAGCAACCAACGUCGAGCAGUUAGACAGCUGAGACGUUCUUGCAAGAUGGGAAGCGAGGAUCAUGCGGACAGAUGUGACACGAGAUUAGCAACGGGGAAUACAGCAAUGGGUUUUGCCGCCGGCAGUCGGCGACACCCAAGCUUCAUGGAAGUUCUGCUUGGGAGUCGGAAAGCCCCGUCGAGUUCCGUAGAUGAUUCGAUCGAGGUGGUCACGACCAUCAAAACUGGAGGCGAGUAUGCAAUUUGUUGGAAUCCCUCCGCCCUCAGCACAAACUUGUCGGACUUCACGGUAAACAUUGGCCGCGUGUUCAGUUAUGGCUUGGAACAAAUUGAUGCCUUGUGCUACAGCGGUAGCUACUGCGAACUAAACUUCACGUACAUUGGAAGUUCGAAUCCGACGUUGUUUGUCGGUGUCAAGGCCGUCGACUGCUCCGAUCCAGACCUCACCACAGAGUUGGGGAGCGGCGGGGUUUUCAAAACCACUGGACGGAACACGAUCAGUCUGAGCGAACCCAUUCCGAGGCGACCUCAGUCGAGUCGUGUCUCAUACAAGCUGUGCUGGUGCGAUAUGAAUGAGGUGCAAGAGUGCGUGGGCACUUCCUACUCGGCUCCCGUUGGAACGCUGACUGUGCAAUUCAUCGAAGAGAAGGCUGUGGCGUGCCAGGAGGCCGUCGGAGCGUGCAGUAUCUCGUUUGACGCCUCAGAUUUCCAAGGCGAUUCUUCGGGAACCAUCUUUCUGACCCAGUAUUCCGGUACGAAUGCCGACUGCAUGCAGCCCAAGAAAUAUGUUCCACAUGUGUCUGCGAUAUUCGGAAACAUCGUUGUUCAAGUCGAUCAAGCUACGCUCGCUGCUACACUCGGGCAACACGCGGCAGAGCAGGGAUCGUUCGCUAUUUGUCGUCAGAUGACGGCGGCAAUCGAUGAAUACACUGGCUCGUCCAAUGCUGUUCCUGAGGCCGAUGAAAACCAAGUCGAAUCCGCCGAACCUGAACAAAAUGCCGAGGGAGAAACCCCCGAACAAGGUGCGGAAGAAGCGGGCGGAAACGCUGCGGAACCUGGUGCCGAGUCAGGUACCCAGGAAGGUGCGGUGACACCUGGUGUCGAACCUGAUGGCGGAGAGCCCGUAGCUCCUGAGGUUGACUCUGGUGGCGGAGAGUCUGUAGCCCCUGGGGUUGACUCUGGUGGCGGAGAUUCCGUAGCCCCUGGGGUUGACUCUGGUAGCGGAGUCGCUGGGACUGCUAGUGAGGGAGUGGAUGAACAGUCAGACUUGACUACAUCACAGCCGGAAGACCUUGAGGCAAAAUCCCAGACGGCACUCGGAAUGGUCCAGCUGGACGAUACAGGCUCCGACACUUCACUGCAGGUCACGUCGAGUCCUGCCCUUCUGGGCGUCUUGCAGUUUGCAGGGCCUGCCUCAACAGAAUAUCAGGACGAGACUCAGGUCGCCGUGCUGGGGAUGGCCACCCGUAUUGCGGUGGUUACCCAAGGUUUCGAUCGGUUCAUUGACACGGAUAUCACGGCCGACAGUUCAGACAUUCCCACCGGCGUGGCACACGUGCGACUCGUUCCGGCAGGUGGCUGCGGUCAUGAUAACGGUUCCAACUCUGUUGUGCUAAGUCUGUCGCAGGUCAUUCAAAAAGAAAGCGACCUCCCGGAGAAGGCCAUUUACAGUCAAGAGGAGAUUCUUCAGAUCAACACUGGCGCAAUCCGGAAACUCGAUGUGUGUUGGUGUGACCUUGGGACAGCCUGCAAAAAAGACACAGACUUCACGAUCCGAGUGCUCUCUGUCGGGCUCGUGGCGCCUGAACAAGACCUUGCUGUGAAAUGUCCAUGUGGAUCCAAGUGUCCUUUCGAGUUCCAAGGAGUUUCUGAAGCCCCGCAACAUGGCGUGGAGCCCGACUACUUUGUCAAGAACGACGGGUGCUCAGGGGCACCUGCGGAGCUUCCAGACCAAGGCCAUCUCGUCACCGUUGUUUCAUCUGCCAUUGCAGCAGAGCACUCGGAUGACGCUGUGGCCGACGUGGACCGUUCACCAGCCGGUGAACUGGAGACAUUGAAUAAGCAGAUACAAGCAUUUAGAGCAGAAGUGGAUCGCACGUCCGUAUUUGCCAGUGGGACGACAGAAGGGUCGCGAGAAUACGCCAUUUGCUACUGUGCAUUCAGAACGGGAGGAUGCGCGAAUGAUGCACUCAUAAGAAUCGGGACGUUGACGGUCUACGACGUAUGGAGGGACAAGAUGUCUGCUGUAGUGGCAGACGAUGUCACCAUUCGCCCUCCGAGCCCACCAUUCUCUGGGAUACAGGGCACCUUGUAUGCGCAAGCGGGGGCUGUGACGCUGCCUGUUUCCACUUUACCAGACAAGGCUUACCAGAUAGAUUUGUCUACGUUAGAGGGUCGACGGACGCCUGCAUCGGUUGUGGAUGUCCGCUACUGUGAAUCUGAGGUUACUCAGAGUUGCGAUGACGAAGGUGCGCCUCGCAUUGACUUGACACAAAUUGAGCUGAAAGGGCCUGUUUCGCUUUCGUUCGAAGACGAGUGCAGGCUGGGUUUUAGAUGCACCAUUGUUACAGAGGUGUUUAAUCCUACAGAAGAAGAGAAGCUGGCGGCCCUUGCUUCGUGCGGGAGUUCCUCGGAACACGACUACGGCCUCAGCAGCGGAGUCAGAACAGCAGAGGACAAUCCGGCGAAGGCGGUGGAGGUGACAUUUGAAUGGGAGAAGACUCUGCCGGAUGUCGGACGUUCAGAGCUGGACUUCUGCUGGUGUAAGAAAACCAACCAGGUUGACUGUUCGUCAGUCGACCAAUAUACCCUCAAAGUUGGAACUCUUUAUAUCACCGGACUAGCAGCCGGCCAGGAAGCGACAUGCCAUGUGGGGUCGGUCUGUGUUGCACAUCUUAAGGGUUACAGGCUUGUUGAGGAGGUUGUUAAUGUGCGCGUGGUGGCAGGGGAAUGCGGAACAGCUGGGAGUGAAAUAAGCGGGUUGCCGAAUGGCGGUAUCUUCGUGCCGGAGCAGGUUGCCGAGAGCAGUGCAGAGGUCAGCCUCAUAGAACCGUUUUUCGGCUUGGCGGUAGAGACCGCUGCCAUCUGUCAGUGCCCAAUGCCGACCCAGGCGUGUGAAUCCGAAGCUGACUAUGCAUGGGAAGCUGGGAGGUAUAUUUUCUCAGGACCUUCGGAGCGGGUUGUUAUCAACGCAUUAUCGGGGCAGGGUGUCGAGGUUGAAAUACCGUGGCGAGGGGAGCAGGAUACCGCGUCUGACUUUUUCAUACUCACACGUGACACGAUGUGUAGUGGCACGACCAGUGGGCUUAUUGAUGGCGUGGUGGAUAACGGUUUAGGGCACCUUGAAGAUGGCGAGGUCGCCUGGGAGGAGUUCGCCUACCACGGCGGGAUCUAUUCGGUGUGCUAUUGCCGACGCUCUACUCCACUGGCUACCGGAAGUGCAAAUCCGUUCAGUGGAGGAAGCGCAUCGGCUUCACAGCAUUUGUGUGGAACAGUCGCGGAGUACCGGGUGUCCGUGGCACUCGUGCUCCUUUCAGGUCCUGUAACAUCCAACGCGAUUUUCUCUUGUUUCGGAGGACUCGCGUGCCACGUUGAUAUUUCGGUUGCUGGCGGUGAUUCACUCGAGAGCCAAGAGUUUCUUGACAGCGCAGCGCUUCAGGUUUCUACGGAAUCCUGUGGCGCUGACGUUAUCAUGGAGGCCAUGCUUUCUGACUCGGAAGAAUCGAGCGACACGCUCGACGACUCAAGUUCCGACGCGCAGAUGAAAACGUUCAAUCAGAGAUUCGGUUUUCCCAAUGUGGUAACUGUCUCUGCUGGCUACUAUGUAGCUUGCUGGAAGCCUGCGACGUCGUCACCAGCCCUGCUCCUGGGCGACUUUGUCGUUAAGGGACCAGUCGCCGACAAAACGCCCUUAGAAUCUUCGAGUGGCGAGGACAUAGACGUGGCCGUCACCUAUGUUGGACUUGAGAGUUCUGACGAAGCGAAAGCGAUGCGCAUUCAAAUUGCCCCCAUUCCCGAAGGGAGGGAAAAUGACGCCUUUGACUGUGCCAGCCUCAAUCUGAGCGAGGCCCAGCCGUAUUUGCGGUACACGAACCUUAAUCGGGCCCCGGAUACUGUCGAGAGCGUUUCUGUACAGUUUUCGCGAAUUGUCUGGAAAGCGGUGAGCAUCCUCAUCGAUAACCAGUCGCCGAACGUGCUUCCGGGCAGCUAUUUCGCCAUCUGCUUCUGCAAUGGGAACCGUGGGGAUUGCAGCGUGAGCGAAAACUACUUUUUCCAAACAAACAAGUGGGCCGUCGGAGGGCUUUCUCAGAGAACGUUGGAUGAACCGUUACCAGUGGGAAGGACGAUCACGUUGACUUUACCAGGGAAACGUCUCCCUCUGCACAAUCACCUGAUGCUGCUUCCCUCACUCGAUCGAUCGACUUUCGCCGAACGUCACUGCGGUGACGCUGGAGGGGCAGGCGAUGGCCGCAUUAUCUCGGCAACGCGACUCGCGCAUGUCACGGACUGGGUCGCGUUCAAAGAAGUGACAAUAACAUCGGCUUCGAGGACCACUCUUAUGUGCUGGUGCGGCGGAGACAACUGCCAGACAGGGGACAAGUUCAGAACCUUUGUCGGUUCCCUUUCUGUUGAGUUCCCCAAAUUUGAGGCGACCUCGGCAGUCAUUGGAGGCACGUUCACAGUGACGUUGCGUGGCUCCGUGCUCCGCGCGCAAGACGCGAUCACAGUCGUGGAUCAAAGCAAACAAUGUGGCGAAGAGGGUACGGACGAAAUGGAUGCUUCUGCUGUAGAAGUCCCCGUAGGUUUAGAAGUCACCGACCUGAUACAGCUUCGCCAAGCUCGCGUGGUUCAGGCCGAUUCCACUGCGGAUAGCACCUCUCUCAGUGUGGCUGACACGAGUACGCCGCUCGUUUGGCAAUCCUGGCCCAUCAAGACAAAGCCGUCCGUAUCGGGGAGACUCCGUGUUUGCUACUGUUCGAGCGAAGGAGGAGUCUGCACAGGCGCCAGCCGCUUCAGUGUCUGGGUGGGCAAUGUGCAGGUCAAGGGUCCGUCCACGGGAGAGGUGGAGAUUGUUACGGUCGACGGAGAAGCGAAGGUUGAGACAUCCGGAGUGUCCUUGGCUCUCACGGACAAGCUGAGAAUAUUUGCGAAGUCACUGGCGGCUUCAGAUACAGUCAGAGACAGGCGCGAGCUCUGCGAAUCGGGGAUAACUGCCGAGUCUACGACAGUCGUGGCAGACUACGUGAGUCCUGACGGAAGGACCGAAACAUUCCCUGUAGAUCUGGAGCCAGGGUUUCGUUACGUUCUCUGCUGGUCAGGUGGGACGGGUGCAUCCACCCAGUCUGCUAGGGCAAAACCAGCCGUCACCAGAGCGGCUCCAACCGUCAACUUGCCCUCGUUAUAUAGGGCAAACAGCGGUUCAAAUGCCUCCACAGUACAACUCGCUGAGGAAGCGACAGCGGCGUUGAACAUGUUGCAGCAGGCCGCCAGCACCGGGUCGGCAACGUCGGCUCUCGCCCCGCAUGCCGAAACGGAGACACCCACAGAAACGUGGAGUUACCUUGAUGCGAUCACGCCUACAGGCUUCAGCACUGGCCUCGAGUUUCGGCUCGUUCAGAACUUCGAGAGUGAGGUACUGUACAUACCGGGUUCCCCGAACGUGUCGCACAGCUACGUGGCUUACGUGGGUCAGAAGGACUUGCAAGCGGACUGCGAAGAGAUCAAGCAAAACCCGUUGAUCACGAUGGAAACGAUGAUUCACAUCCAGGACGACAGCGUGAGUUUCUCAGUUGGAAGGAUUUCUGAGGCAGGUCUAUACCCAGUUUGCGUGUGCGACUCCACUGCAAACGAGUGCUACGACGUCGGGACAGCACAUGUGGAUAAGACAUACUGGAAGACAGUGGCGGAACUCGUGUACGACAACAGAUUUUUUAUGCUCCCCUGCGUAACUCGGGGCAUCCAGGCAUCGGCUGCUGAUGGCCAGUCUUGGAGUGAAGAUCGCGUCUGGCUACCCGAUGGCAUGGGCGCGUGGUCGUUCGUCUUGACAACGACGGACUCAGACUCGAAGCCGGCGCCGGUUCUGAAACGUACCCCUGCUACAGGUUCGAAAGCGGCGACAUGGGUAAACUUUUAUGAGAAGGGCCUGAGGUCAACGGUUGCAUGCGCCACGGGCUCCGGACAGCGCAUCUUUUUUCUUGGUCCUGGAGUAGUGUACAUGAUGGAUCCUGUGCCGGGGCUGACGCCGGAUUUAUCGACUGCCACAGGCCAGAUGUUCACGCACUCCGUCUUGAAACCAGUUGACUUUUCUGUUCGAGAACCGUACAUCUUCUUUUCCGACUACGAGACGCAGGUGAUUACGUCGAUCAACAUUGAAAACCCAUCCCUGACCCACGCCUUCUUCCCUACUGAUCCUGUCAUGCUGUUUUCGGCGGGCGUAAAAGUUAUGGACACGGACGAAAACUUUAUGGCGCUCUGUGUGGCAGACACCUUCAACCACAUUGUGGGUCGUCUGAACAUCAGUUUCGACACGAUGAACAAGCCACAAAGCCAGGUGACAGGGACGCCGUGGACUGCCUACUUCGGAACACCGAAGACGGCACAGAACGGCAUCAACGGGUUUUCUUACCCUUUUGCGCUCACUAGUUACAGCCCUCAGUCAACCUCUGAAGCCGAGCUUAUGUCUUUGCUCCUUGUCACAGAGCUCGUGUCAGAUCGGCUCGUCUUUUUGGAUCUGUCGAACAAUGGGUUGACAUUUUACAAGCAGAUUAGUCUCAGUGAACGUCACCUGAUCUCAGGAUUGCAGAGUGUCGACAAGACCGUGAUGCUUAUUUCCAGGGCCUGGCCACCUACAUCAAAGUCCGGGGGUAUGGAUGCCUACGUCUCCCUGCUUAAUCUGGAAGACGUAGGUGGUGAUCUUUACUUCACGUACCCCGAUUUCCGCUCCAAGCUCCAGUCUGGUCUUUUCUACUCGUUUGAGCCCCUCAUAACAGGAUCCGUCAUUCAGUCGUUCAAAGAGGUUUCCGGCAGCGAUCUUGCUAAAAUGGGCCUGACGCUUAACUCGGCAACAGGAGUCAUCAGUGGGACUGUCUCCCACACAGGUCCGUUCACAAUCGCUGUUGCAGGGGGCGACCUGCUGGAGACAUUCACGUGGACAAUUAGUGGAGAAGCUGGAUGCCGCUCGGGUGAAUACUUCGACAGUACAAAUAAUGCAUGCGAGCUCUGUCCUGUGGGCACGUUCCGUGACCAGGAAGCGAAUCUUCAAAAGUGCCACGACAUCAAGCCGUACAGUACGACGCUGUCGCCGGGGUCAACUCAUCUUGCCCAAUGUCGCUGCUUCCCUGGAUUCGAAAUUGGAAACUUAGGUGACUGCCACCCGUGUGGCGCCGGCACGUACAAGUCGUCGAUCUCUGAUACCAAAUGCACGGGAAGAUGUCCCGGAAACAUGCACAGUUACAUUCAAGGGGCCGAGAACGAGGAGGACCUGCUCUGCAUGUGCGACGCUGGCUACUACGAGGACGGUGGUGGAUGCACGCCGUGUCAGCAGGGAUACUAUUGCCCCGGAGAGCACUCGCCACCUGAACCGUGCCCCGAAAACCAUACAACAAAAGGAGGGGCGAGCAAGAGCAUUAGCGACUGCGUUUGUGUCGCGGGCUACACCAAACAAGGAGACGCGUGUGUUGAGUGUGACAGACUGUCGUAUAAAGGCACCACCGGAAAUGACGCCUGCACGGGCUGUCCACAGCCAGCUGCCAAGGGUGACCGCGACGCGCUUAUUGCUUCGACAAAACUAGACGAGGCCCAGUUCACGACAAAGCCUGGAGCGAAAAAGGUUAGCGACUGCAUGCUGUGUGCGAGCGGCUUCUUCUACGAUGUGUCAAAUGGUGGCUGUACACCAUGCCGAAAGAACUACUAUUGCCCAGGAACGGACCAAGAGCCUCGUGCCUGCGUCGAGAAUGCCACCACUCUCCGGGGAGGUGCAGAGUCAACCUUCGACUGCAAAUGCCCCAAAGGUUAUGGCGGAUCCGUUGCACGCAAUCCUCUGGACAAGGCCAUUGUGUGUGUGGCGUGCCCGAAGAACACGUUCCAGCACUUGGAUGGUGUCAUGACAGACUGUCUUCCCUGCCCGCCUUUCACGAUGACGAAGUCGACAAAGUCAGCAUCUUUCAGUGCAUGCGUGGCACGACCUGGCUUCUACCUCUCGAGCCGCCUUUCGGACAUGUCGCGAAGCCUAGCCGAGUCACGAUCGGACGACGGCACAGUGGGGGACGACGUGGACUUGGACGACAAUGCGCUCUCUGGCACAACAAAUUCUGGGUGGACGACGUCGAGCUCCAAUUCAGAGAGAGUUCGAAAAGCAGAGGUGCAAUACGAAAACAUGAGCGAUGAGGAGUUGCUGGAUCUGCCGCGACUGUGCCAAAGGGGCACAGGCCUUAUCGACAUUUUGCUGCCCGAAGUCAAGAUGCAAAAAUAUACAAACUCAUUCGAACAGUGCAUCAUCGCUUGUGCACGAAAUGUAUACUGCACGUCACUGACGUUCACAAACGAGGGCAACGCUGUUCCGGCUAUGACCGCAAGCGUGACGAAUCACACGGGCACCUUCAUAAUAGGCUACUGGAUCUGCGAGCUCCAUAUGUACGGGCCGCCGGUGGACCAGGAAACGGUCGCCAGCAUCACGGAUCCCAUCACCGAGACCGUGGUCCCUGCAUCCUGGACGGUGUCAUGUGCUAUGCAACGACCGGAGAGCGACACAGUCUGGCGCUCGGUUACGUACGAAGAAUGCCCUGUAAAUGCGUAUUGCCCAGGUGACGAAGAAGCGCAAAUCUACCAGUGCCCGGCGUCAUCUGUAACUCUAGCAAACCGAGCGUCGGCGGCCGAACAUUGCAAGUGUAUUCCUGGCUAUCAUCUGUCAGGGCGGCAGUGUGAACCGUGUAGGGUGGGGACGUAUAAGAACACCACGGACAACACGAAUUGUGCGGAGUGUCCAACAGGGUUCACAACAGAGAACCUGGCGAGCAUUAGCGCCUAUGACUGCGCGUGUAUUCCCGGUCUGUAUAUGAUAGCAAACGCUGACGCGGACGCAGAGGGCGAGGCAGAUCAUACGCCUGCAGACGGCAGCUCGAAUUCGAGUGAAGACUCAAUAGUUACGCACCCUAAGCCAGAUGCCGAUAGCAGUGACAGUCAGGCCCCAGCGGAACAGACCGAAGGCCAUGCGGGGAAUACGAACCAGCAGGUGGACGCAGCUGAUGGCGAGACUCCAGAUACAACCCAUGAGGAGGCUUCAGAAACAGAAUCCGUUUCGGCUGUCGAGCUGCGUGGUGGAUUGCUGGUACGGGGUGACGGCGGCGUCCUGCAGAGGGCAUUUAAAGCUUCCCAGAACUCUGCUUCGAAACGAAGCUCGCGUGCAUUAGGCGAUGCCAUAGGUGAAGAGCAGGGCCUCUCAUUCUAUCAGACCACGGCAGCUCCUUGGCUGCAGCCGGACAUUCGCCAGGAGCUCGAGAAAAUCGUGACUCUGCAUCCGUGUGUCAGCUGCUAUAAGCACAUGUACUGCCCAGGUCUGUGGAUGGAUCCGCCUGUGAAUCAAAUCCACAUGCCGCCUCAACAUUGCCCGGAGGGGUCAACUGUGCCUUUGUCCACAGCGCUGUCGGACAGUGUGGAAAAGUGUCUGUGUAUGGCCGGGUACGCCGUUGUGGAGGGGUCGACCGGCGGUACACAUGAGGACAACGCCUAUUUCGGUUGCGAGAAGUGUGCAGCUGGGACAUACAAAGAACUUCAAGAAAACGCCCCAUGUGCGGGAAGGUGCAUGCGUGAUGCGGAGACCAUUGAAGGAGCUGUAGCAAAGAUCCAGUGUUUCUGCAAAAUCGGAAAAUACGCGGUCGUCGCGGAGGAUGCUGAGGGGAUUAUUACUUGCCAGGAUUGCAUUGCCGGUGGUGUCUGCCCUGGCGGCUUGAAGACGCGUGCGCGGCAGGCAGUUGAGCAGGACCAUAGCUUUGUGAAAAUCACAAUUGAUGAUCACCAAGUCCCUUUCCCCAGCAGUGGCUUCUACGCCGUGUAUAAACCACUCAAUGAGACUGUGUGGAGCCCGGCUAUGGUGCCUAUGGUCGCGAGUUUUACGGGUGACACGUUCAAGGAAUUCACGGACACCGGACCGGCACCAGAUGACCACACUGAUGAAGGUGGGGCGAAUCUGGACUCUACAGGCGGCUCUGGUGAGCCCAGUUCUAGCGCCCCAGUCGACCCUUCCGGCGAAAACGAGGGGCAGCUUUUAACGGGCACAACAGGAGCAGUAAGCGCGUUACAGAUGCGAUCGCGGGCGAACGACACAUCUGUUCAUCAAUAUGAUCGAAUUCCAGACAUCCACCCGUGUGUGGAUGAUGUACGCUGCCGAGGUGGUUCGCAUAACUCGUGCGUCCACGGUUCAGCGGGAUACCUGUGCAGUGCUUGUGAGGAGGAUUACUCCGAAAUUCGGUACAAGAGUGGCUGCCAAGCAUGUCUCCCACUUUGGCUCGACAGCUUCAUUUUCAUUCUUAUGCGCCUGGUGGUCUGCGGCAUCAUUUGGAUUAUUACCGCGCUCACAAUCAUUGCCGUCCAGCAGCAGGCGUGCAUUCACCCGGUCCUUAUUCGCAUUGUGAUGUCUCAUAUGUUUUUCUUGAGUGUCUAUGGCCUCAUGCCUGCGACAAGCCAGUCGCAGCUCGCCGGCUGGGCAUCUAUAUAUCGACUGUUUUUCUUUGAGUUUUACUUCGCACUGCACCCGUACUUCAAGAUGCCAUGCUUCUUCCGUAGUCUGGGAAUUGUCAUGCCCGAAGCCCAUGUCUGGUAUUGGCAGCACUUCUUCCAAAUCUUCGUACCCUUCAUCGACGCCGUCCUUCUCACCAUUAUAGGUGCGAUCUGCGUAGCGACGUACAAGGUGAUGUACUCCGCGUACAUCUCCAGGGUUUUAGUGGUGCUUGAGGAGGCGAGGCAGGCUCAUGGCGAUGAUAUGUGGACAGAAAAGACGAUUCGCAAGAUCGAAUCAGAGCGUUGCUUGGGCAUGUUCCGGUAUAUCUACGGAACAAGCACACCAUGGGAAAAUUUCGUGAGACUUUGUACUGACCUUAUUCCCGCGUACACGGCGAUCUGGUUCUGGCAUUUUCCAACCUUUGUCAUCGAGUGUACCAUGCUUAUGGGGUGCAUCGAGACACGGUACAAGUCGGAGGAUCCGAUCAGUGUCCUUGCCGCCUUCCCAGUUCAGAUCUGCAGCUUUGAGAAUCCUUAUUUCUUGUCGGGACUCAUCUUGGGAGGCGUUGGGCUACUGGUGUGGGGCGUCGGAAGCAUCGCUGGGUUCGUCGCCUACAUGUCCGGAGACCACAGUUCGGAUACCAUUGAGCAGAGGUUCAAGCAUGGCUUCUUGGUGAAUGGUUACCAGUACGCGUACCGCUGGUGGGAAGGUGUCAUCGGGCUGCGAAAAACGUGCGUCGCUCUUAUUAUCACAAUGUACGUUCACGCCAACGCUUCCGGGGCUCAGGAGAUUUUUCGGAACUCGGCAAACCUCGCGCUCACCGUGCUUUCCACGGCGCUGCAACUGCAGCUGGAGCCGUUUGACAAGCGAAGCCACGACAUGGCGAAUCGAAUGGAAUUCUAUGGACUGAUGGUGAACAUCAUCAUCGGUGUCAUUUUUCAAGGCAGCUAUUACUUUGAAGUCUUCAAGUAUAUGGGAGCUAUCCCCCUGGCCGUUGCGAUAUUCUACUAUCUGUAUGUCUUGUGGAGCCUGUUCGUUGAGUGGGGAAGAAUGGUAAUGAUGCGGCCGCACCUCGUUUCGAUCCCGUCUUUAUGGCGGUACUACAACCGCGUCACGCGAUCACUGGCGCGACUGUACACUUCGCGAAAUGCGAAGAUCUACUAUAACUACAUCACGAAGGAUAUGGUGCUGGAGGCGGCCACCAAGUCACGGGUUUUCCACCUGCGCCGGCUUCUCUUGAGAAGGAAAAAGACGUCGUACCGGAAGAUCAACUACGAGAAUCGAACGUAUUUCGUGGCUGCGCUGAGCGACUCCCUGUCGCAGCUGGUCAUUGCCUGGUGCCAGUUCACAAUUCCCGGAGACUGGCUGGACUUCACGAUCCGCUACGCCUUCUGCUACUGCUUCUGGCAGCGGUACCAAGACAACAGGAGCUUGCGAGUCCCCCUGGAUCUGGAAGAAUUCGAGGCGGUCAAGCCAACGCUGUUCUCAGACUGGUACUACGACAGCGAGAAGAACGAUCCCCAGGGCGAAGGUGACAUCGACUUCGGGACGGAGAUUCUGGAGGGCGGCGAAAUCACGUUCAACACAGCUGAACAGGACUUCCUCGACCUCAUGCUCGACGACGACGUUUACGAUGAUAGUCCUAUCACGCUUAUGGAGCUGUACGUGGCUGUUCAGUCUAUGCAGCACGUGCCGCAAAGACAGCUGAGGCGUCUGCAUUUGGCAUACCGCGAACGUAUGACACAGGCCGGGGACUCGACAGCGCCUCAGUUGCGAAAAGAGAACCACGCGCUUGAGGGCGAGCUGGAGGAACUGAACCGCGCGCUUCUGGAGAUGGCGGGGGCGGACGAGAAUAUGCCGGACCUCACUUUUUCUCCCCUCGACUUCUUCUUUACCGUUGAAAUGGUGAAUCAGGCUCAACUGGAAGUCGAGCGCCUGCGGGGUUUGAUUGAGUCGGAGAUAGACGACAUUGCGAGAGCCCGCGCGGCCCAAGCUGUGGCAGUGCAUCUGGAGCUGAGCAUGAACGAAGCCGCAGACGUAGACAGGCUCUUGGAGGCGAUGGAAACCGACGAGAGGACGACCAAGGAAGAGGAGAUGACCCGCAUUGGAUACGUCGAGGAAUCGACGAGCCGAAUGGAAAAGAAGGCUGGGCUCGCCGGGAGACGUGCGCGGCUUGCCUUUGCCGACAAACGGCCGCCGGUGAAUCUCGAUGACAAACGACGCAUCAAAUUGGGUCUCGCAGCAGGUGUGGGAGGAGCUCAACGUAGGAGAAUCGGUCUCGUCACCCGCGGUGCCGAGGGCCCUCCUGGUGCGAAGAGAAGAAUCGGCAGGCAUGAAGUGGAAUUCCAUCGAACGGUUCAGGGCCUUGCUGCCGGCGCUGCUCCCGCAGCCGGGUUGCGAUCACACAUGGGGACGAGUUCUUCUCUUGGAGACCAGCUGGGAGACGACAGAAGGACGGUUCGGCUUGGGACGAAUUUGUCCACGCCCAGUGCCGUCGGCAACAAGAGGACCCUGCGUCGUGACACGUCUGGAGCUUCCGCCGAGUUGAUUGUGGACACAGCGCCGAAGGCGCCAGCUGCUACGCGUACACUUUCACCUCUGCUGGACAGGGAACCGCCGGUGGUCGAAUCAGAGGGAAGUGUGGGUGAGAGGCGAGAGUCUCCGACGCCUUCGCGAAGCCCUUCAGGAACCACACGAACCGUUGGAUCCGUGGUCAGAUCUGUGACGCCUGAACCUUCAGACAGUGUCGGACGUGAAGAAUCUGGAUCGGAAGCCCCGCUGAUAUCGCCAUCGGCCUCGUCCUUGGCGUCGCCACGCUCCUUGUCACCACUCACCGAAAGGCGCGGAAGCCAAAGUUCCGAUCUCGGAGGGCGGCGGCGUCUCGGGCCACUCACAGGGCCGCGCCCACCCCCUCCCGUCGGUGAAGCUGCCCCUGCAGAGGCUCCCUCGCCCUCGCCUCGCUCAAGCUCACCUCUCGCGGCACAACCAAAAGGGCAAGGCUUGCCUUUGGGGAAGAGACAAUUGAAGAAGCCCGGGUCUCCGAAACAGGAGUAGCUUAGAGAAAGUGGGAACGAUUCAUCGUCUUGUCAACGCAUGUGAAGGCCGAUCAGGAAGGGGGCCGAGAAUAAAAAAGACCCCGGCGAAAUGUCUGCGUGACUUCUUUGCGGCGCAAACAACCAGCAGUAUCUGUUCGAUCAUACUAUCGCUAACGUGAGCAGGACAUGUGCCACUAUUUAACUGGUCUCGCGUCUUCGGUAUAUGGAGAACGGACCCUCUGGCAGGGUCGUGUUCCUCCAUUUCUCCAGCCAGACCCUUCCCACGGCUCUCUAGGUUGGGGGAACGCGGAUCCGCUGCCUUGUAUUUUUGUGUUGGGUGCCGAUACUCUCGCACUCGCGGGGUGUCCCGUAUGUUCCAUAUUUGUCAAUUUUUUAAAACUACCUUUGAACGCGAAGACAGUUUUCGGA